GAUAAAGAAUACCGAAUUUUUUAUUACAACCGGUGACUGCGGGAGAGGCGUAAAACUGCAUUAAUAGCGAUUAUUAAAAAUUCAUACGUACCAGAGCAAUAUCGAUCCGUCCUUUCAAAGAGAAAGAAAAAGAGAAAGAGGGUGAGAGAGAGAGAGGGUGCAAGAGAUGGCGACGGCGAGCGGAGAAAGUGAUAACGACGAGCUGUUCGAUCGGGCUAGCAUGCGCGUAAUGUCAUCCGAGUGCGACCGGCCGUGCUUUCAAACACGCCGGACAUUCCAACGAAGCGCCCAACCGUUUCCGUUAUAAAACUGAAAGACCGGCGAGAGGAUCUUCCGCGAAUGUAAAAUCGGGAAAGAUAUUAUACCUCGUCGACGAGCGAUCGAGUGACGUACGUACAGUGGAAAUAAAAUGUACACAUAUGCGUAUAUGUCAGAGACGAAGACACGAGGCGUGAUGUUUUUGUCGAAUUAAAACGCAUGUAUGUAUGCGUAGAGGUUGCAGCUGGUCAACGCGGUCCACCUCCUCUCCUUCCUCAAGAUUUCUUUUUUUUUUCCUUCCUCGCUAUUGCGCGUCGCGCGCCGUGCUCGUGUUACGGACACGCAGCACGCAUAGUCGUUGCAAACGCGCAGUUGCAGGCGAGUUGCAGGUUGCGGUCGACAGUCGCGCGCAUUCUCGUCUUAAUAAUAUUAAACAUCAUCGUCGUCGCUGGCUGCUGAUGAUCAAAUGGUAUAACGCAUUUCGAGCCCACGUUUGUCCGCAACGCGCUGUCCCGUUGAAAAACUGUCCACGCGCGCAUAUACGCGUCAUUCAUCAUCAAUCAUCGUCCGGUUUCCGACGAGUCAGGGUAUUAAAAUUUGCGACAGCGAGUGAAUUCGUCGCUACAGCAGUGCUCCCGCGAAUGUCAAAAUGCGAUACCUAUGUCGAUAAUGAUGUCGCGUUUCAUCUAUGCAUCUCGCGCUCUAAUUGUUCUCUAUGCAUAAUUAUCGCCACGAACUGAUACAUUUGUCGCGCAAAUAAUCACUCGAAAGCAAGGAUUAUCAAUCAUAGAUUCACAAUGAGUUCGCAACCGAUUGUUGUGCCUGGUGGAGAUCAUCAGCGUCUACAGGUGGAAACUCAUUCUGUACCUCUUGGAAGUUCAGCGGAUACCUUUAAAACCAUGACACCGCCAAAUGUCAGCAGAUCUCUUAGUCAACCAGCGGAUCGACAAUUUCGACGAAGCAGCGUUCAAGCACAGUCUACACCAUUACCUAAACUUCCAUCAACAGAGUCCCUUUCAACAAGCGUAAAUAUUACAACCACUGCACCUCCAGUUUCUCCAGGACUUUCCGGAAUGAGUGAAGGUCAAAAAGUCGACAAUUCAUCAGACAAGUCAUUGGAUUCUUGCAAAUUAACGCGAAAAGAAUCGUAUAAGGCCCAAAGAAAAAAUUAUCGAAUGGAGAAGAAAAGAGUGGCCAAUGAACUUUUAAGUUCUUUUAAAGAUCCAACUGUUAUUGUUAUGAGUGAUUGGCUAAAAGUUCGCGGCACAUUGAAAAGUUGGACCAAGUUAUGGUGUAUUUUGAAACCUGGAUUAUUGCUACUAUACAAAAGUCCAAAAAUGAAGAGUAAUCAUUGGGUAGGAACUGUAUUACUUAAUACAUGUCAAGUCAUAGAACGUCCAAGUAAGAAAGAUGGAUUUUGUUUUAAAUUAUUUCAUCCUUUGGAACAAUCUAUAUGGGCUCCUCGAGGACCAGAAAAAGAAGCUAUUGGUGCUGUUGUACAACCUUUGCCAACGUCUUACUUAAUCUUUCGAGCGCCAUCCCAAGCGGCAGGCAAAUGUUGGUUGGAUGCACUUGAAUUAUCAUUACGUUGUUCUUCAUUAAUAGUGCGCUCAACGAGUGCACUACCACGUCCUUUACCACACGAUACGACAACUACUCAUGAAACCCAAUGGAGCGAAGCUGAUUAUGAAAAACACUUUGAUGACCAUGAGUACAAUACCCGUCAAGUAGUAACGCUAGAUCCUGUGUACAUCUCGCGUACAGACCUGGACGAUAUUAGUCAGCCGGAAAAUGGAGUAGCUGCUGAUGCUGAAAUUAGUGCUUCGGAUAGCGAGUCUGAGGCAUCGGCUAAGGAAGAUCAAUUGUCAGAGCCGAUCACUGAAACACCAUACGUUGCUAAUGAACAGGAAGUUCUUGGAACAGCCGGUGAAGUUGUUACGGAGCUACAAGAAGAGCAAAAGUCUUUGAUAUGGUUUUUAAUGAAACAAGUUCGUCCUGGCAUGGAUCUGUCUAAAGUGGUAUUGCCAACUUUUAUUUUGGAACCACGUUCAUUUCUGGAAAAACUAGCCGAUUCUUAUUAUCACGCCGAUUUAUUAUCUCAAGCAGUAUUGGAAGAUGAUGCAUUUACACGUAUGAAGGCUGUAGUAAAAUGGUACUUAUCGGGAUUUUAUAAGAAACCACAAGGCCUGAAAAAACCAUACAAUCCGCUUUUAGGUGAAACAUUCCGUUGCUAUUGGCAACAUCCUAAUGGUUCAAGAACAUUCUACUUAGCUGAACAAUUAUCGCAUCAUCCACCCAUCUCAGGAUUCUAUGUGACGAAUCGACAAGAUGGAUUUACUAUUAGUGCUACAAUUAUUGCAAAGUCUAAAUUUUACGGAAAUUCAACCUCUGCAAUUUUAGAUGGUGUUGCUGUAUUAACAAUGCUACCAAGAGGUGAAGACUAUACAAUGACAAUACCUUAUGCACAUUGUAAAGGUAUUCUUAUGGGAACAUUAUCUAUGGAACUUGGUGGAAAAGUGAACAUAAUAUGUGAAAAGACCGGCUAUCACACCGAAUUAGAAUUUAAACUCAAGCCGUUCCUCGGUGGUGCAGAAUUAAUGAAUCAAGUUGUAGGACGAAUACGUUUAGGAAAAGAAACUCUAGCUACUAUAUCAGGAUAUUGGGAUGGACUGAUUUCAAUAACAGACAAGCGAACAGGACAAGAAAGUGUAUUCUUCAAUCCAACUCCGGAAAUACGCAAGAAAAGGUUAAAGAAAUACACUGUUCCUUUAGAAUAUCAGGGGCAAUGGGAAAGUGAAAAAUUGUGGUAUGCUGUUACACAAGCCAUUAAUAGAGAUGAUCAGGUCGCUGCUACUGAGGCUAAAACUCGACUCGAGGUAGCACAAAGAGAACGUGCUAAAGAGCGGAAAAGUCGCGGACAAGAAUGGAUUCCAAAAUAUUUUGUUCAAGAUAUUAUAACGGGAAAUUGGGUUUAUCGACAUGCCGAUGUAAGACCAUGGGAUCCGAGAAACGAUGUAGUACAGUAUGAAGAGAAUUACAUAAUACGCACAAAGACAAGGCAUAAAACACCUAUUAUGCGUACUGGCAGUAUUGUGUCUACUGAACCACAAUCACAGAUCCCAUUACUACAAGCUGAAUCACGUUCAUCCUUAUCAGUGCUCAAAUCUUCAAAGAGACAGCUAUCUAAUAACAUGCCUAUGUCAGAAACAGCUCAUGAUUCUGGGAGUUCAUCCGCAGAAGCGCAUAGUGAUUCUAGUCAAUCAUUAGGAAAGAGAAGACGUUCGACUGCUAGAAUAAUAGUCAUAAUGAAAGAAGUAGAGAAUCAAAUGCUAGAACAUGGUGAAAAACUAAAUCGUAUACAGCAGAUUGUAGAACAAGUUUGUAAGAAGCAAAGAGAGUCUGGUGAACAGCAUCACAACAUAAGUAUGUUUAAGAGCUUUGUGGAUACUAUACUUAUUAUUAUUAUCGUUUUCUUAGUGCAAUACUUUGUUAGUGUCUGGAGCAAUAAUCCUACUAAUGGUUGAGAAAUUUAGUAAUGGAAUUGUUUUAUGUCACUUGAAUUAUGUAUAUCAAUUAUUUGUCCUAAAAUUCUCGCAGCGUGGUGUCGGUGCUAUUUCAUCAUUGGUGAGGAAAAUCAUAUCGGGAAAAUAUAAUAUAAUUUUUAUUUUAAAACAAUAUUUGUGGAACACAUUCGUCUAUGUAGAAAUAAAAAAUUUAAAAAAUAUUAAAAAUAUCCACGCAAUGUAGAUUCAGUGCAAUGGUAUUUUGUCAUAGUUGUUAAAAAAUGCAAAAUGUCAAGUACAGAAACUAACAGUCUAUAUGAGCUUAUUGUAUAUUCAUAUUGUAUAUAGAGCUUAAUUAAUGUGCGAAGAUAUAGUAUUCUUGAAUUACUAAUCCAAUUUUUAUUGCAACCCGUCAGUACCAAAUUGUAAUAUAAUCAUAUGAUUGUUGUAAAAAUGUUCAGUGUCGUCAGUUUUGUAGCUAAUUUAUUAUAAACCUUAUUAUAUUUAAUUCUGAAUUAAUAUACAAUAUAAGUAGAGCAUAUUGUAAUUUAAUUUCAACGUGAUAUCUUAAGUUUACAAUAUUAUCUUGCUUAUAUUAAAUUGUUAUAUAUUUUAUGUAAAUUAAUAAAUUCUAUUAUUGUUUAUGUCGGUUAACUCGGGUUAGAGGAUAUAAAAUAUUCUACGUUUAUAUAAUAUUGAGAAAAAUUUCUUUUAGAACUCCAAUAAAGAGAGCUUAUAAUAUUAUUUUAUUUAUCGCCGAGAGUUAUAAGCUUAUUUAUGUGAUAUCUCGACGAUAACAAUAGUAC
Cataglyphis hispanica is the source of this 4567-nucleotide messenger RNA. RefSeq names its product oxysterol-binding protein-related protein 8 (gene Orp8). Gene Ontology annotation, molecular function: cholesterol binding. The coding region runs from base 1056 to 3782 and encodes 908 amino acids. The transcript has 17 exons. NCBI's taxonomy places the organism in Eukaryota, Metazoa, Arthropoda, Insecta, Hymenoptera, Formicidae. The record is from RefSeq and is a predicted model, not a curated record. Gene Ontology annotation, cellular component: intracellular membrane-bounded organelle; cytosol; membrane.